Messenger RNA from Cryptosporidium muris RN66, 5181 nucleotides. RefSeq lists its product as uncharacterized. The transcript has a single exon. Gene Ontology annotation, biological process: intracellular protein transport; retrograde transport, endosome to Golgi. The record is from RefSeq and is a predicted model, not a curated record. Gene Ontology annotation, cellular component: Golgi membrane; Ric1-Rgp1 guanyl-nucleotide exchange factor complex; cytosol. The coding region runs from base 1 to 5181 and encodes 1726 amino acids. Lineage: Eukaryota; Apicomplexa; Conoidasida; Eucoccidiorida; Cryptosporidiidae.
AUGUUCCUUGGUACAGAUUGUUACAAUACGAGGACGUAUAAUAACUUCGUGAAUAAUAAGAUACUAACAUGCUCUAUAAGUCCUUGUGGGAAUUACUUAGCUCUUAUAACUACAUUAGAUGUAGUUAUUGUCAGUAAUCGUCGAUACAGAGUUCUAUUAUGUCGUUCUACAUUAAGGAAUUCUGAAACAAAAAUUGAUAGAAGUGAUAGUUAUAUAUGCCGAUUCCAUAGUGAUGUUGCAUACUGGACUUCUGAUAGCAAAUAUAUUUUUAUCAAGUCAAUGGACAAUAGUUUUAUAUUUGUAUAUGAAUUUUAUAGAGAUUCUACAAUUAGUAUUAACACUUCCCUAAAUCAGACAAAUGAAGUACUUUUGUACAAGAGUAGCAGUGAGCCAUUCCUUUAUAUUGCAGAAGAAAUUGAAAAUGGGAUAUUUAACCUUCCAGAAUUAGUAGCCUUAGAGGAUAUAGCUGAUAAUAUACGUGAAGAUCUAAUUACAUUUCAGUUAAUUUGUGAGUAUGGAACAGCUAUAGAAAAUAUUAAAGCUGAAGUAGAUGAUACUAAUAUAGAAACUGAUUUUAAUUCAAAUUCUGGUACGUCUCAUGCUUAUAUUAGGUUAAAUUUUAUGAUAAAAACUCCUAUUUUAUAUGGCCAAUUUAUUAUAAUAUCAAAUAAUGGUGAGAAUAAACUUUUGGUAACAUCUAAAGAUUUUCCAAUUAUAUGGACUAUGGAUAUACAUUGUAGAAAUGAGGCACUAGUACUCAAUACAGUUUAUCUUACGAAUUUAAUUGCUAGCUACAAUUCUCAUGGAAAUUUAGUUCCACUUCCUGCAUCAAAUAAUUUGUUUGAUAUUAGUGGAACAAUGGAAUCAGUGGUCAUUCCAGUUUAUGCUCCUUUAACAGUAUCUGAUUCUUUAUCAGAUCACUUAAAAGUAUGUGGAUCAUUGUGUACAGAGGAUAAAAGAACAGGUGAAGGUUCAUAUACUAUUUCGACUGAUUUUUCUCAGAAUAGCUAUGAUUAUAUCAAACCUUUCGAUCUUAGUAUACAAGAUAUAGUUUAUGAAUUGUUAUCACUUGAUGGUAAUAUUAACACUGCAGAUAUAUUUGGACUUAUGCAAUUAUUAAAUAUGAUAAAUAUGAGAUCUUUUUAUAAUGGAAAUACAGAUAUUUCAUACUCUUGUAAUAUAGAGAAUUUGAGAUUUGAUUCUUUAUUUAAUUUUCUUGGUAUUAUUUUAAAUCCAUGGAAAUCUUUACUUAUAUUUACUUGGGAUCGACCUUUACUUUUGGGAAUAGGAUUAAAAAAUAAAGAUGUCAAAAACUCUAUAAUAUUACCUCCUAUUGGAUUUAUAUUGAAAUACAAAAAUGUUGUAAACUUUGAAUUUUGUGGAAAAUAUAAUAGAAUAGCGAUUAUAACAAAUAAUGAUACUAUUACAAAUUUUUCUUCAUCUAGUUUAGAAGAAGAUGUAAUUGAAGGGUAUAAUAAAAAUCAUUCACUUAAAGACUACUUUAUAGAGAUAUAUUCAAUAUCAAGAAGAAUAGCAACAAAAUCAAACAUAAAGAAUAAAAAUAAUAUAGAAACAGAAUGUAAAUCAUAUAGGUGCAAUUUGGCUCAAUGCAUAUUCAGUUUAAGACUAUCUUCUUUAUUUUCAAGUACUACCACACUAUAUAAUCCAUGGAUUUCUUGUUCAAGCAACUGUGACUUCUUCAUGAUUUGCACUGAAUCUCAUGGUGUAUUAUUUUUGAAUAUCCUUACAGGUAAGAUAGUUUGUAAACCUUAUAUAAUAGAUAAGAAAAAAUCAGAAGAUCUUCAACUAUAUACAGUGCAGUUCAGUGCUAUAAUAUCUAGUGAUUUGUGCCUAUUAAUUCAGUUAAAAAGAGGUAUCUCCUCUUUGAAUAUGGACGAUUAUAUUAAUGAUACUAAUUAUGAUGAAGAGAAUUCUAAUUUCCAGCUACAACUAUUAGAGAUUCCUUUUUAUAGAAUGACAAACUGUACAGGGUCUUUAGCUAACUUAGAUGAGGUAUUUAACUUUCAGCAACAAAGUUGUGAAAAUGCUGUACUUUUAGGAAUAGAUAAUUUGGGAGUAUUACAACCAUGUUCUAGGACUAUGGAAUCAGAUAAUCAAAUUAACUAUUGUGAUUCAUUUAUUAUUGAAUUGACAAUUCAAAAGAUUCCUCUUCCUCCAUCUAUUUACACAUGUCAUAAUUGGCCAUUUUCCCAAGCAUCUUUAAAUAAGAGUGGAAAUUUUAUUGCAUUAUCUGGAUAUAGAGGGAUUGCAAUAUAUGACUUAAGCGAUUCAAGAUGGAGAUUAUUUGCCGAUAUUAGUCAUGAGUUAUUACUUACAAAACCAAAUUUACCUAUGGGUUGGUUAAAUGAAUGGGUAAUAUUUUUAUGUGUUAGAUCUGACUUAUUAUUGGAAACUUUUUACAAUGUUAUUGCUAACUCUGAUCAUUUUUGUAAUAUUUCCUUGGAUGAAACACAUAGGUUAUAUGAAAGAUAUAUUGAAAUAAUCAGGGAAAGCCUAAGAAAACAAGAUAAUCAAGUAUUAGAUACUAUUAAUGUACAAAUAAGUAUAGUCUUUUUUGAUGUUAGGAAUUCUUUGGAUAUUAGAAAUAUAAUUGGAAUUAUUCCUUUUUGUUCUUGUACACCACUUAUUGUAGUUCAAAAUAGUGGAAGUAAUAUUGAAAGCUUUUUUGUAUAUACACAAGACUUCAUUUUAACUUCUUACCAAGAUGAUAAAGUAGACUCUUACUCACCUCCUAUUCAUCUAUAUUGGAUGAUUGAUUUAUCUGAAAUAUGGAUUGAACAUCCUAAACAGAUUACACUAAUUUCUGAAAAUCAGUUCGAGACGAUUUUUUUAGUUCUACAUGAGGAUAGUAAUCUCUACAAAAUUGCAGUUUAUCAUAAUAAAAUAGAAUUAUUGUUAAACAAGAAAGCUAAAUUUAAUAUCGAAUGCUUAAAUCACACAAUUGAUAAUUUACAAACAAAUUUCUCAAUGGAAUCUGCUCUAGAUAAUGUGAUUAAUUUUGGUUUUGUAUCUUUCAACACAAACUCUAUUCAUAAUAAAUAUAUUAAACAUAUAUUAAGUAAAGAGGAGUUUAGUAAAAUUGAUUGUAGUAAAGAAGAAAUUAAAGAUAAACUUAACCAAAAUAUUGUGAAACAAAACAAAAACAAUGAAUAUGAUAAUGAAGACUAUCCUUAUUUUCAAUUAAACCAAAGUGAGAUUGUUGAAAUUAAAGAUUUAGAUUAUACAAUUGGUUAUACUAAGUCAGUAAAUCUUAGCUUUAAUGGUUUAUCUCAGAACCAACAAGAGAAUAGUCAUAAUAUAGAAAUUUGGGAUUUAUUUCAUAAUCAACAUAUAAUUGAACAAAUAAAAAUUGCAUAUCAAGGAAAUGACAAUAAGUUUGGUACUAGUGAACCAAUCCCACCAAUUUGGGACUCUAUAGAUCUUAAAAUGGAAGGUGUUAUUUGGUAUCAAACAUGUUCUCAACAAAUAUUUAUGAUACCAACAUCAUUUAAUAAUAGUUCUGAACAAAAUACUGUAGAUAAUGGGACAGUAUUAAAAUAUAAAUUUUAUCCAAUACAAGUAUGCUCAUUUCAAAUGAGCUUAGAUUUUGUUUAUACUUUAAAUAUAAUACCUGCUCUAGGAUCUACAUUCUCUAUUGUCAAUUAUUCUAGUCCAGAUAAUUUAAACUCACAUCAGAUAGUAUGUGUAUUUAAUUCUUAUAUACCAAUAUUAAUUCAAGAAAUUUUUUUGAAUAAUGGAAAAUUGGCUGAAAAUUACAUUACAAGAUUUCUAAUUCCAAUAAUUAGAUAUUCAUAUAAUUAUCCAAAUGAAUUUAUUACUUCUCUUAUACAAAGUAUUUUCGAAAGAAUUAUUCGUAUUUUAUUAGUGGGUUCAGUUAAAGAUUACUAUAUUAUACUUGGAAAUAUAAUAGAUAAAGUCAUUGAAUUAAGUUAUAAAUCAUAUAUAGAAUCUUUUAAUAAACAAGAAUUCCUAGAUUUUGCUCUUAUAUAUGGUCCUACAGUAAACUUAACAGAUGAGCAAAAUUUAUUAAAAUAUAUUUUUGAUAUAUGUUUAAGGAUUUCUUGGUAUACUAAUAAACUAGAAAGACUUAUUAAUAUUCUUAAGAAACUCUUUUUUUGUACAGAAUUCUUCCCCGAACAUUAUAUAUUAAGUAUGUGGUCUAAUAUUAUUAUUUUAUGUAUUCGAAGAGCAAAUUCAUUAAUUGCUCCAUCUGUCAUAUUUCCUCUUAUUCAAUCUAAUCCAAUAGAUAUGUAUUUAAAAUGUAUUCAAAUAAAAGACUAUGAAUCAGCAUCACUCUAUCUAACUCUUAUACAAUCUUUUGUUGGUCCAUGGAUAGUAAGAAGGAAAUAUACUUUAUAUAUUAUUGAAAAUAUGUUUGAAUUCGAUCUAUCCAGUCAAGUUUUGAAAUAUUAUCAUUUGUAUAAUCAAUUAAUUAACUUUAUUUUUACUAUAUUUAAAUCACCAGUACCAAAUAUAAAUACUCCACUUUCAGAACAGGAUUACUCUAAUUUUCAAUUCAUAGAAAAUUUGAUGGAAUAUUCAGAGAUCUAUACUAUACAUAAUACAAAUAUUAAUUCUCCAAAUUUACUUGGUUUAUGUACUAGUAUUGAUCAGAUUAUAGCUAAACAUAUUUUUAAAAAGUUAACUUUAUUAGAAUGGAGUGAUCUUAUUAUUAUGUCACAAAUUCUCAAAAUUAACCUUAAAGAAUGGAUUCAAUUUUCUAUAUCUCAAUAUAGUCAUUAUCUUUCAUCAUUAUGGCUUAGAGAUUUCUCACUUACUCAGGAUCAACUUCCAUAUUCAAGUGAAUUUACAAAUCUGGUUAUUUGUAUAAAGUGUCAAUUUCAUCUAUUUAAUGUAGAAGAAAAUCAGUUCUACCUAUAUGAAGAUUUCCCACAGGAUGAUGAUGAAUCCAAUUCUCCAAUUAUUCAAGGUAUUAAGAUCUUUGAUCAAAGUAACAAAGGCUAUUUUCAAUUGAUUUCUGGAUCUAUAGAGAUAUCAAAACAAUUUUUCAAAAUUGUUCUAAAACCUUUUUUUAAUAUAUUCCUAACUUUAUCUAUGCCAAUACAAGCUUUAGCAAUUGCAUAUGCUUGUAAUGAUUAUUAUUCCGUGAAAAAAGUCAUUUUAGACUUCCCAAAUAUCAAAUUGCCUUAUAGAUAUUAG